AUGUCCACGUCUGAGAAGGCCAUUCGCAAGAACCUCCGGAAGAGGACGUCAUGGUCUGAGCUCCAGUUGGUGAGGAAGCCAAAAAGCUCCAGGCUUAACGGUAAGAGCGACAGCAAAGGUGAAAGCAACAGAGACGGCCCCUGCAGUAAGGUGUGCAUUGUCUAUCCCCAGAGUGAAAGCAAGGACAAGGAGAGGGGCAAGUGUAAGUGUGACUGCAAGUGCAAGUGCAAGUGCAAGGAAAAGAACAAGGCCAAGAGCAAGCCCCUUGACAUCCGCCCUGGAAUCAAGACCUGCGCCAUCCUGAUCUUUGGGCGGGAGUUGGAGACCAGGAUGGAGAGGAAGCCAACGAAGGACACAAGAAAGAAAAAGAAGGAGGUGGAGGAAGAGAGCGAGGAGGAGGAGGAGGAGGAGGAGAAGACUACGAAAGAGGAAAGGAGGCAGAUGAGGAGGGAGAAGAGACAUGCGGAGUGUCCCCGGCCGAACAGGUUUCACACCGAGGCCAGGGAUGCUUCCACCUGCAAGUCGCUCACUCUCUUUUCCCGUGCCUUGGUGUCUACUCGAGACAAGACCGCCAAGAGACCGACCGAAAGAGACCGCGCCAGGAAGACGGCCAGAGAGGAUCCCGUCAACAAACGGACCGAAAACGAUCCCGUCAACGAACGGACUCAAACCGCUCACGUCUACGAACGUACUGGAGAGAAUCGCGCCAGGAAACCGGUUGGAGAAGAUACCGUCAGGGACCCGACCGGAACCGAUGCCUUCGCGACCCAGUUUCAACACGUGCGUGGGUGUCUGUGUGCGAGGUGCUUGAAGAAGGAAGGGAAGAAGAAGGAGUUUCGAGUCCACUGGCCGGCGGUACUGGCGGACGAGCAGCCGGCAGAGGAGACUUCCGAAGAGGAGAAGGAGGAGGAGAAGGAGGAGGAGAAGGAGAAGGAGAAGGCGGCCGAGGACGACCGCGUCUGGCAGUCCGAAUCUCCGGUAGGGGUCUUCGGAGGGAAUAGUGUAGCACAGAAUGCGCCUAAAAAGGAUGUGGCCAAAGAAGAAGGCGUUGGAAAAUCCACAUCUCCAUGGGGGGACGUGAGAGAUUGGGGUGAUGGAGAAGAGGCCGAUAAGGACGGCGGUCUCGAGAAGUCCACGUCCGCAUGGGGAGACUUUGGAGCUGCAGACGAGGCUGCACCAAAGGAGACUGCAAAAGAGAAAGACAAGACUGCAAAGGAGGAGAUUGCACCAGAAGACCCAGCCAAAGAGACCGUCGCCCCAGAGGAGGCCGCCCCCGAGGAUACUGCCGCAGCCGCCAAGUCCGCGCCCGAAGAGCCACCCGUUCGCAAGCAGAACAAGAAGAGCAAGAAGAAGAAGAAGAGGUAG
Messenger RNA from Colletotrichum destructivum, 1365 nucleotides. RefSeq lists its product as uncharacterized. NCBI's taxonomy places the organism in Eukaryota, Fungi, Ascomycota, Sordariomycetes, Glomerellales, Glomerellaceae. The coding region runs from base 1 to 1365 and encodes 454 amino acids. The record is from RefSeq and is a predicted model, not a curated record. The transcript has a single exon.